AUGUACAAUUAUAGUCGUUCGCCAGGAUUCUACGCAAAGAAAAUAUUGAAGAUGUCUAUCAAGCGUAUGAAGAAGAAGAAUGAGAUGUCGUCUGUCGUGGAUCUAAUAAAGAUCGGAAGGAAUUGUCCAUCCGCCAUAGUUCAGUCGGAUGUCUCUCUUUCCUCUACCAUCAUAGGUCAACGUUUUCUCUCUAAGAUAUAUGUACAAUAUUCUCCUAAAGGCAUACAGUCCAUUCGGUUCAGCUAUAUCAAUAGUGGGAAACCCAUUGAUGGAUCCCUCCAUGGCCAAUCGGAUAAUACUUACACGCAGACGUUUGAGAUAAACCAUCUAAAACAUGAACAUCUUGAAUCUGUUGAGGGAUACUACACAGAUGACACUGGGAUCCAAGCACUUCAAUUUAAAACCAACUUAAGGAUUUCUGAACCGAUGGGAUAUCAUGACGGGUGUACUAAAUUUAUACUAGCAAUAGAGGGGAAAAAAAUCAUUGGGUUUCACGGAUUAUCUUUUGAGGGGAGGAGGGUGUACUCUCUUGGAGCAUAUUUUACUUGGAUUACUCCUACAAGAAUAGAAGCGAUUGGGGGCAAAGUAGGCACGAAGUGGGAUGAUGGAGUCGACCAUGCGGGUUUUACAAAGAUACACGUACGAAGUGGUCCGAAAGGCAUUCAGUACAUCAAGUUUCUGUAUGUUGACAAGUAUGGACAUCUGAAAGAUGGGCCAAUCCAUGGUUCUAUCUCAGGAAAAGUUGAGGGUUACUACAAUGAUCAUGACGAAUCUGGAGUCAUUCAGGCACUUCGAUUCAAGACUAAUAUCAAGACCUCUGAACUAAUGGGAUCCAACACGGGUAAGAAGUUUAGACUUGCAGCCAGUGAAAUGAAGAUUGUUGGGUUUCAUGGAUACGCUGGGAAGAAUCUAAGGUCUCUUGGUGCAUAUUUCACUCCGAUUACUCCUACAAAAUUGGCAUGGCAAGGUACUGCUCUAGGCACACUUUGGGAUCAUGGUGCUUUCCAGGCUGUUAGAAAGCUUUCCGUUUUCGAGAUUGGUGGUUAUAUAACGUGCCUCGGUAUAACCUAUGACAACGAUGGCAAAGUAGAAAAGCGUGACCACGGAAUGCAAGAUGGUUACCCUGGAGAAGAAGUAGAGUUUGUGGUUGACUAUCCAAAUGAAUUUAUCACGUCUGUGGUCGGGACCAUGAGUACUGAUAGGGUAGCAUCAUUGACUUUUAAAACAUCAAAAGGGAGAACCUCUCAAAGAUUUGGAGACAGAACUGCUAAUUUAGUUGAAUUUGUCCUUGAGAACAAAGAUUGUGCUAUUGUCGGAUUUCAUGGAUGGUGGACUCCUAGUUAUCUUACGGCUCUUGGUGCAUAUUCUUUUCCGAUGCCUCUUUCUCCUGCUUCGGAAAAGCUAGAAGCACAAGGUGGUGAUGGAGGAGCUUCGUGGGACGAUGGCGGUAAUUUCGAAGGUGUUAGAAAGAUAUGCAUUGGGACAGGUGAGAUUGGUAUCGUUUCUGUCAAGUUUCUGUAUGAAAAUGACACUCACGAGAUAGUAGUGGGAGAUCAUCAUGGGAACAAGAACCUGAUUAAACAUGAAGAGUUCGAGCUGGAUUAUCCGGGUGAAUACCUCACAUUAGUGGAAGGUAGUUAUGACAUAGUACCUGGAAGUGAGGAAACUGAAGUUAUAAUCAUGCUCAUGUUUACGACCAACAUGCGAGCCUCUCCAUGUUAUGGACUCGAUGAUAACCCAAGCUUUGUGCUCCAAAAGAGAGGUCACAAGAUCGUUGGAUUCCAUGGGAAAUCAAGUAAAAUGCUUCAUCAACUUGGGAUCCACGUACUCCCCAUCACCCACCCUUGAUCAUGUUUAUAUGACUUAGAACGAAACAUUCUCCUCCUAUGUUUUCAUUAACUUUGAUUCGUUUCUCCUCUUUCUUUUUU
Molecule: messenger RNA, 1928 nt
Organism: Arabidopsis thaliana (thale cress)
Lineage: Eukaryota; Viridiplantae; Streptophyta; Magnoliopsida; Brassicales; Brassicaceae
Product: Mannose-binding lectin superfamily protein
Exons: 7
Coding region: 1-1848 (615 amino acids)
Molecular function (GO): carbohydrate binding
Source: RefSeq, marked reviewed